Messenger RNA from Anas platyrhynchos (mallard), 14543 nucleotides. It is a transcript of the gene CLSTN2, whose product is annotated as calsyntenin 2. Gene Ontology annotation, cellular component: postsynaptic membrane; cell surface. Gene Ontology annotation, biological process: positive regulation of synaptic transmission; positive regulation of synapse assembly; homophilic cell-cell adhesion. Lineage: Eukaryota; Metazoa; Chordata; Aves; Anseriformes; Anatidae. The record is from RefSeq and is a predicted model, not a curated record. Gene Ontology annotation, molecular function: calcium ion binding.
CCCCCUCGCCCCCCGCUCAUGAAUAUUCACCGCUCCCCUCCCCGUGACGUCGCCGCGGUCCCGGGGCGGGGGCCGGAGCCGCCCCGGUACCGGCCGUGAGUGAGGGCGGAUGAGGGAGCGGCGGCGGCAGCCCCGGCCCCAGCCCCAGCCCCAGCCGCAGCCGGGAGCCGCCGCGCAGGGCGGGCAGGACGCGGGCAGGGCCGGCGCCGCGGCGGGGAUGCGGCGGCGCUGCUGGGGACCGGCGGCGCUGCUGCCGCUGCCGCCGCUGCUGCUGCUGCUGCUGCUGCUGCUGCUGCCGGGGCUGUGCAGCCCGCUCGCCGCCAAAGUGAACAAACAUAAACCCUGGAUUGAGACAUCAUACCAUGGAAUCAUAACCGAAAAUAAUGACACUGUAAUUUUGGAUCCUCCUCUUGUUGCUUUGGAUAAAGAUGCACCUGUUCCCUUUGCAGGUGAGAUCUGUGCUUUUAAAAUCCAUGGACAAGAAAUGCCCUUUGAGGCUGUUGUGCUAAACAAGACAUCUGGAGAAGGUCGUCUUCGAGCAAAAAGUCCUAUUGACUGUGAACUGCAGAAGGAAUACACAUUCAUCAUACAGGCGUAUGACUGUGGAUCAGGACCAAGUGGAACAAACUGGAAGAAAUCUCACAAGGCAGUGGUCCAUAUCCAGGUAAAGGAUGUCAAUGAGUUUUCACCAGCUUUCAAGGAGAGUGUGUAUAAGGCCACUGUGACGGAAGGAAAGAUCUAUGAUAGCAUACUGCAGGUAGAAGCUAUGGACGAGGACUGUUCUCCACAGUAUAGCCAGAUCUGCAAUUAUGAAAUUGUCACGACAGAUGUUCCUUUUGCCAUUGACAGAAAUGGUAACAUCAGAAACACUGAGAAGCUGAACUAUGACAAGCAGCAUCAGUACGAGAUAAUGGUAACAGCAUUUGACUGUGGGCAAAAACAUGCAAGAGAUGAUGUCUUAGUACGCGUUAAUGUAAAACCAGUGUGCAAACCAGGCUGGCAAGACUGGAACAAACGUAUUGAAUACAAGCCUGGUUCUGGCAGCAUACCUUUGUUUCCCAGCAUUCAUCUAGAAACAUGUGAUGGACCAGUUUCCUCCAUACAUACAACCAUUGAAUUGCAGACCAAUUACAUUGGGAAGGGCUGUGAUCGUGAAACAUACUCAGAAAAAUCUCUGCAGAAACUAUGUGGAGCAUCCUCAGGUGCCAUUGACCUGUUACCAUCUCCCAGUGCAACAACUAAUUGGACAGCUGGGCUUCUCAUGGAUAACAAUGACAUAAUUUUUAAAUUUGAUGGAAAGCAAGGAGCCAAAAUUCCAGAUGGAAUAGUCCCAAAGAAUUUAACUGAUCAAUUCACCAUAACUCUGUGGAUGAAACAUGGACCUAGCCCAGGAUUAAGAGCUGAGAAAGAGACUAUUCUCUGCAACUCAGACAAGACAGAGAUGAACCGACAUCACUAUGCCUUGUAUGUGCACAACUGUCGAUUAGUGUUUCUGUUGCGUAAAGACUUCGAUCAGGCUGACACAUUUCGCCCUGCGGAGUUCCAUUGGAAACUGGAUCAGAUUUGUGAUAAAGAAUGGCAUUACUAUGUUGUCAAUGUUGAGUUUCCCGUUGUUACGUUAUAUAUGGAUGGAACAACAUAUGAACCUUAUCUUGUGACCAACGAUUGGCCCAUCCACCCUUCACACAUAGCCAUGCAGCUGACAAUUGGUGCUUGUUGGCAAGGAGGUGAAGUCACCAAGCCCAGGUUUGCUCAGUAUUUCCACGGCAGCCUAGCCAGUCUAACUAUCCGCCCAGGCAAAAUUGAGAGCCAGAAAGUGAUUUCCUGUUUGCAGGCCUGCAAGGAAGGUCUGGAUAUUAAUUCACUUGAGAGUCUUGGCCAAGGAAUAAAGUAUCACUUCAACCCUUCCCAGUCAGUCCUUGUCAUGGAAGGAGAUGACAUUGAGAAUAUAAAUCAAGCUCUCCGAAAGGUCUCAUACAUCAACUCUAGACAGUUUCCUACUGCAGGCGUACGACGUCUCAAAGUCUCAUCUACAGUCCAAUGUUUUGGUGAAGAUAUCUGCAUUAGUAUCCCAGAUAUCGAUGCGUAUGUAAUGGUGUUUCAGGCCAAUGAGCCCAAGAUUACAAUAAGUGGGAUGGACCACUUUGCUAGACCAGCUGCACAAUUUGAAAGUGAAAGAGGUGUUACUCUGUUACCUGACAUAAGGAUUGUCAGCACAGUCACUAAAAUGGAGCAUCCAGUGGACUUAAAAGAAAAUGAUGGAGUCAAGAAGCCAGUGGAAUUAGAGGAAGUGCUCCACAACUUGGAUUUCUGUGAUAUUUUGGUCAGUGGUGCAGAACUAGAUCCUGAACAAGAGUGUUUAGAACUAGAUCAUGCGGUGCUUCAAGGAAAACAUCUAGAUGCUACAAAUUCCACAGCAGGAUAUUCGAUCUAUGGUGUGGACUCCAUGCACAACUAUGAGCUGGUUCUUCAGCAGAUUCGAUAUCGUAACUGGUACACUUCUGCCACCUUUGACAGAAAGUUCAGAGUCAAGUGCUCUGAGCUAAAUGGGCGUUAUACCAGCAAUGAAUUCAUCUUGGAGGUUAAUAUUCUACACAGCUCAAACUCCAACUUUAUGGAUCAUGUAAACCAUAUGAUAGUACAGCCGCAGUUUCUCCAGUCUGUCCACCAUCCAGAGGGAAGCAUAAGUACUGUUCACAACUCAGUUGUUCCAAGUGUGGCUACUAUUGUUAUUGUGAUCUGUGUGAGCAUACUUAUUGUCAUCAUAGCCUUGGGGAUCUAUAGAAUUCGGACAGCUCAUCAGCACAGCUCUACAGACAAUGAAGGAAGUAAAGAAAAUGAAAUGGAUUGGGAUGAUUCUGCUCUGACUAUUACUGUCAACCCCAUGGAGAAAUAUGAAAAGCCUCACCAGGCAGAAGAGGAGAGUGAGGAGGAAGAAGACAUAGAAGAUGAAGAGGAAGACACGACCAGUGCUGAAUCCGAUGAAAGUGAAGAGGAGGAGGAGGAGGAAGAGGAAGACGUGAUUGUUCAAAAGGGAGACAAACAGAAUGCCACCAGGCAAGAGCAGUUGGAGUGGGAUGAUUCAACACUGCCAUACUAACGUACAUACUCUGGCCACAUUGCUCCUUUUGUAACCACCAAUACAAUGCUUUUCAGAGUCUAUGAAUUCAUUGACAGGAUUUGAACUUCUGCUUGCCUAUAACUGUUGUUUUGCCUAAAAUGAUCUUGUUGUAGUAAUUGGUGAUAGAACUGAACCUUUUCCUACAAAGCUUGGAGAAUGCAUGGUGCAAAAAUACUGGCAUCACCAGUAAUAGAGUAAUCUAGAACGUGAUCUGUUAGCAAGUAUAGGCUUCAAUUUCUUGUUUCUGUACCACAGGCCUCUGACGAAAGUCCUGUCACUCAAUCCAUAGCGGUUUUUGCCUUUGCUAUUUUUUUCAUACAGGAGAGAUUUCAGCUUGUUAUGAAGAUUUAUCUAUAUGGGUCCAAAUAACACAGCAGCCAUUUGGCUUCACACUUUUACAGGUGUAAAAAUAUAAUUCUAUUUCAAAUUAGGACAGUUUUAGUGCUACAGGUGACAGAGACUGUAUUCCAUUUGUCGUCUCUUCCUGCCAUCUUGGAUAUUAACUGUCUUCUACAAGGGAAUAUUUAGGACUUGACCUGGGAUGCAUGUGCGCCUAUGUAAAAAUGGACAGUGUAUUUUUCAGGAAUGCUGUCAGAACCCUGAAGACAGGGACUUUAUCCAAUUUGCCCAUUGAGGCUUAAGAAAGUUUAAAAAAAAAAAAAAAAGCAACAAACCAGCAACAAGGGGAUGCUGAAGGUUACAAAAAAUAAAAUAAACCAUUGUAUAUCCACAAAUUAAUAUGAUCUUACAGAAACUGUAAAUUCUAAUGGAAUUGAUAUACUGAAAACCUGUAGAGUUGCUCAUUAGUUAUGGAUUGAACAAUUUGCAGCAAAUCAAUGCUUUAACCGUCUGUCUCGUAAAAUCAUUAGCUUGCUGCAGUAUCUUACUGAAGUAGAGGAAAAUAAGUGACCCCAUUAUUCCACAGGUAUGUACAGUUGGGAUUUAAACAAUGAUUUUUACAUGAAGAAAAAGUUCCCUUUUGCUUUAUUGAAUGCCAGCUGGAAUUCCUGUAUGGCUUCAUUCUGUAAAACAUUAUGCCCUGUUUCUUCUGUACACUUACCACCCAUGAGUGGCACAAGAGAAACAUACAUCUAUCAGCCCUCUUGUGCUCAUAAUUUGCCCGCAUUUCUUCUUCCUGAAGCCAUUUUUGUUGACAAAAGGUUUUAUAGAGUAGAACAAGAACAAAUAAAACCUACCUGGAACCAAAAGAAGAGAAGAGAAAAAAAAAAUCCUAAGAGGUUGAGAGAGUAUUUUAGUUUGUUAUGGUAACACAGCAUAUUUUUCUUAUACACUGUUUAAAGGAAAAAAAAAAGGCUACGUAAAAUGUGUUGGUAAGUCUGUGUGGUGUGUUUUCCGUCCCCUUUCCUUAAUAGUCUUUGUAUCUUCAAAUGCUCUGCAUACCAAAUGAUGCAGCACUAGCUAGGAUAACUGUUCUAAUGCAUAUAAAAAAAAAAAAAAACAAACAACAAAUGGCAUGGAAGUGAAUGCUGCCUAGUGGCUUUUCUGCUCCUUUCCCAAGUAGUUCCUUUUCUUUAUUACUUCAUUGCUGACUUUAGCAUUUGUAAUUUGCUACUUCAAAUGAGUUACUUACUCUUUUCUUCUCUCCCAAAGAAACAAGCAAUCAGUCUUGCCACAAUAGGAUGUUCUUGAGCACUCAUGAAUGGUAGCUGAUCCCACAAAGAAUAACCUAAGCGAUUUUGAGGGUAUCUACCUCCCUCAAUAGUUUCUGUUUAUUAGAAACUGGUCUUAGAAUAUAGAGAAUGUAUUGUUUUUUUGUUGUUGUUGUUGUUUGUUUUGUUUUUAAUUUAUCAUCAGUGUUUUGGUUUGGUUUUGUUUGUUUGUUUUUUAAUUACAGCUUCUGCAUCUGAUAGCUGUAAGGAAAGAUGGACCUCAACUGGUCACUGUAGUUUAAUAACUGGAAAGUAAAUGAAAAGAACCCUAAAUAUAUUUUAAAAUUUGAUAUCCUUAUGCUGUUUUUUGUUGUUGUUAAGACUGGCAAUACACAAGUUUUCUUAUAUGUGUAGUCCUAUUUGAUUUUUGUACUGGUCUUUUACAUGAAUUAAAAUAAUAUUUGCAGAAUUGAGCCCAGAUACAUAAAAAAUUAUCUGCAGGAAUAAAGAUCAUAUAAAAUGAACUAAAAUUUCUGUUUAUGUACCAUCUAACCAGAACAGAAAGAUUUAUGUUAAAACAUUUCCUAGCAUCCUAGCACCCUACAUCAUUUCCUGGUGUUAAUUUUUUUGUUAGUGACAAGAAGCAGGCCCUUCAUGAUGCUUGUUAUCAGCACAUUUGUUAGCAAAUCUUUCUGUUCAGGAAAAAAAAAAAAAAAGGAGAGAUCUAAAAUUAAAAGUAGAUAUGUAAAUGUCAAUUUCAGUUUUAAAAGUGGACUUAAAUUAUUUUUAAAGUCUCUGUUGUUCCUAGUUAUUAUUAUUGUUGUUAUCACAGCAAACGUUAGGGCAACUUAAAAACAGCAAUUUAGAAUCUGACAUCUGCCUUUAAUUCUUUUAUAAAUUUGUUUCUAUAUAGGUGUAUUUGUUCAUCUAGUGUGUUGUUGUGUUUUGUUUUUUUUUGUCUUUUUACUACUGGAAGCAAAUCUUUUCAGGUCAUGCUGGUACAUUACAAAAGAAGCAAACAUGACGUAUUUUCUCUACUGUAAAUAAACCUACCUUUUUAGACCUAAGCAUGGUAAUACAAGAAUGUGUGUUAUCACUAGAAUUUGGUUUGCAACAAAAUAUUCAGAAUGUAUCACUGUACAUAUCUUAGAUUGCUAGUUGGGGUGGCUUAUACAGCAUUUUUCAUUCAGGUGAACAGAAAAAUCCUUUUCCCAAAAUGUUAGUGAGAAUAAGCUAUUUCUUCACGAAAUGGACCUUAGCAUAUUUGUGUAGAAUUUGACAAGAAUGGCUUUAUUAGCAAAAGCCUACUAGUAGAAUAAUAUAUAAAUAUGGAACUUGGAACUAAUUUUAACAAUAUUGCCUCCUCUCCAUUAAUUUUUUGGACAUAAACUAGGUGCUUAGAAACCAAGCAAGAACGCAUACAUCUAUACAGGCAUGCAAGCACAUGCACAGAUCUCCCUUAAAAGCCAAAAAUACUCUACUUUCAUUAAAAGAAAAAAAGUGUUUACGCUGCAAACUCUGAAAGGGCAACUGCAGUGUCUGACGUGUCAAGUUGUAAUGUUCAUCCUUACCCCAGUUGCAAGGUUGUGCUAUCAACACACACACACACACACACACACACACAGAAAGGUGGCUCUUUUUUUUACAGUAGCAGUAAACAAGUGCAUCCAAAAAACAUCCCUGAAAAGGUACCUGUAAUAAAUGACAUCUGUGACUCCAGAGAUUUAAAAUGACAUCAGACUAAGGAAUGCUUUUAAAUUACAGGAUUAAAAUUACAAAAUUAUACAAAAUUAACUCAAGGCUGGGAGAAAAAAGAAAAAAAAAAAAACAACAAACAAACCUACAAACGUUAAGAUGGUGAUACACUGUUAUCUGCAUUAAUGUAACAGUCUAAGUUGCUUUUUUGUGAUGACUAGAUCAUAUUUCUUCUUCACUUCCUUCCCCUCCAUGGAUAUUUUAUCUUUGCAAACAGAAGCAGACCUAAAGAUGCACAGUUGUUGAGAUCAAUCUCAGUCUGUACUGCAUUGGCUGACACCAGUUCAAAUUAGAAAUAGACGUAAGGUUUGUGACAUCUUUAAUGCUAAUUAAAAUAAAAUGUUGUUUGUGCUGAAAUAUUUGGUCAUUCAAAAAAGCAGUAGUGUCCUGCAUUGGUGGCUCAGCUGCUUUCAAACUGAUGAGAACCUCCCCUUCCAAGGGCUACUGUACAGGUGCAAUCUAGUUCCCUUCCUGGUGUGUUGUGCUGGGCUUGCUCUGAACGUGCACCAUCUGUGCUUCAUUCAGGAGGAAAAUAAGACUCAGAAAGGGUCAGAGGGUGAUAAAGGUUAUGUGGUAGGAAUGGAAUCCACUGUUCCCAUCACACAAGCUGCCCCUUCUGCAAAGGUGAACAUGAUGCCAUAGGACAUUAGCAGCCCCAGGAUAAGGAAUGGCCAGAAGAUAAUUCAAGUAGCAGCCCUAACUUUACUUCAGCAAACUUUCUGAAUCCUGUGCGUACUGAUUGUGUCUCUUUCCCUAACCCAAGAGGCAACUCUAAUGCUUUUACCUGGUGGGGAUCCCAUCAGGCUGUGAGAUAAUGCUGCCUCUAAUGGAAGUUUUGGUGCCAGCAUGUGCACCACCCCCAUCAUCUCCACUGCCAUCCAUGCUUAGCAGAUGAGGAAAAUGUCAUGCUUUACGGAGGUGACAGCAGGUAAAAGUCCAAUGGGGUGGCCCCAACAAGCUGCUGCUGGUGUUCUGGAAUAUACAAUAUACCAAAAUUAAGGAGGGUUGUAGGAGCAUGUGGAUAGUUAUUUAGUAUUGACUUAUUUAGGGAGAGGAAAUUAAACUGUGAGGACAUCUCCAGUGCUUGAAAACCUCUCUUCUUUCCUUAAUUCCGAAUGCUGACUAGAUUAAGUAUACCCAUACCAGUAUAGCACUACCAGGUUUUGUAUGUGUAGUGAAAAUGACAAUAAACACCUCUUAGCAUAAUACAACGUCCAUAUGAAAUAUUUCCAGGAAUAUAGCUGGUAGCAAAGGAGCCAGAUACUAUCAUGAUUAACACCUUAAUUUUAUUUAUUUAGCAGCAAAUUUGUUUCACCUUUGUAGUUGUUUCCUGGAUGUAUACUAUUUCUGCACUACUCCUAAAAAAGUCCCCACAGAUUCAACAGCAACAGUAAGAGAACACCUCAUUUGACAAAAAAUGAAGGUAUCAUAAUUUAUACAAAGGUAUUUUCAAUAUAGUUAGCUAUUUGUCUUUUGUUUCUUGAUAAAAUCCCAGUGUUGGAAAAAAAAAAAAAAAAAAAAAAUGAAGUAAUUUUUUUGACAAAUACUGACAGUUUUUCAGAGCAAGAAACCAUAGUGAUACAAGUAGAAGUUUGAAAAACACACACAAACUGAUACUAUAUUGCAUGCAUAUAUAUGUGACUUAAAAUAUUUAACCUAUUUGUAUAGAAAUAUACUACCUAGCUUGGAAAUACACAUCUUGUUUUCUCCAGGGUUUUCUAUGAAGCUGUAUAGAUUCAAGCAGCACAUCUAGAGAUGAAGAAUAGCUGAAAAUGCUGGAAUCAAAGUACAUAGAGUCUGUGCCCUUACAAUAUGCCAAUUUGGUAUUUUUGAGGAUUCCAGUCUCAUACUAGUCAACUUCUGGAAACUUGAAAAUCAGAGACAAAUCACCAAUGAGCUCUGUUUCUGCCCUGGUAAAAUUACUAACAAAAAAAAUGGAAAUACUGGCUACGGGAGGGUGGGGGGAGGGCUGAAUGUGUAGUAAAGCAGCCUCAGCUUGAUGUGUCACACGCUUUUGAUGGUACACCUUAGGAUUGUGCACCCCUGCAUGAUCUCUGUCACUGCUAACCUUUCCUUAGCAUCUGAUUCAGGAGGUUUGCACACACCAGUCACACAAAGCUAAGGCAAAGAGAGAAAUAAUUUAAAAAAAAAAAAAAAAGAGCGAGACAGUCAAAUAGAUCAAAAGUAAAAAUGCCUCUGAAAAUACUAAUUGUAUGUAAUGCUUGUUACAUAAAUAUGAUUUUCCUCAUGGUUCAGUCAGUAUCAACAAUCAUAUAAUAAUACUGGGUUUCUGCCUCCUCAUGCUAACCUAAGCAAGAUGGCAGGCUUUGUUCAGGCCACAUCAUCAAAGCCCAGAUUCUUUAGACCUCAUAGGGUCAAAAGUGAUGCAGGUGUUGCCAACAAAACACCUCAGUCCUUUUGGCUAAUCCAUACUUCAUAAGAUAUUACACUUUUUACAGCACCCAAAAGCAAACAGUGAUCCUGCACAAUCUUUGAGAAUUAGAAAAACAUAAGAAAACAGAAGAAAUGAGAAGAAAAAGGAGAAGAGACGAAAGGAGAACAUAACAACCAGUGCUGGGUGUGUUUUAAGCUGAAAAACUUCAGGUCACUGAAUGUGUUCGGCUUCCCGGUAAAAGAGAUGAUGAGAGACUCAGAUGAAUCAACAGAUGAAUUCAGGUGUAUCCUGUGAUCAGAUCAGACUGUUUGCUUUAGCACUGGGGUCUUUUUUGUUGCUGUUUGGCGUAUUUUUUUAGAUUAGUUUCUCCUGGGAGCCAGAUUCUUUUUUAUUAGAGAAUAAAGACACAUUUGAAGGAUGAACACUAAUGCUACAGCAGGGUAAACCAAGUAGUCUGUUAAUGUACCCAAAACCACAAAAUAUUUCUGCAAAAUAUAUCAGGAAGAUUACUCUACAGGUGUCUCAGCAGGUAACUAAACUUCAUUGCCUUUUAUAUGUAACAGGGUACAAGCCUGGUAUAUUUUAGGGACUUCUUUUAAUUUAUUUUUUUCCCCUAAAGAAGAGAGUCUUAAAACAGAAAUUUGGAAUGCUCAAACUAAGCAAAAGGGGAAGGGAUGCAUGGACAUGGACUUUUUCUACACAAACUUAUGUCUAAUAAAUGAUUUAAAUAUGUAUGUAUAUAUAUAUAUAUAUAUAUAUAUAUAUACACAUAUAUAUAUAUAUUCUUACACCCACACAACUGAAGGUUGACACAGGACAAUGAAGCCAGGAGGUGAUAUAUGUUCAUAUCUAAUUUAAUUCCUGGCGAUGAAUGUCUCUAGAUCAGGUUUCUUGUUUCCCAAGGGGAAAUUUUGCUGCCUUCUGAGUAGUUAUUGACAGUGAUUCAAUAGUUAGAGUUACAGUUUCCAUUCUCUCCUUGUAAAUAGGAAUAAUGAUAGCGAAAUACUUUGCAAAGCACUAUGAGCCCCGUAGUUGAAAAGCACUGCCAAAGAGCUUGCUGGCAUUACAAUCCAAUAAUUUUGUUGCAGCACUACUUACAGACCUCCAUUGCAGAGCAUCCUAGACACACAAAAUGAAUGGGAAUGGUUACAGUCAAAAAUUUGAGACUCCUGUUUCCUUGGUUAUUGCUUAGGAGGAAACAGCCACAAUAGUUUGAAACAUUACCAACAUUUAAAAGAGCGUUCAGAAAAAGCCCUCAUUCCUAUUUUCAGUUCUGUAACUCGUGGAAAUUCUGCAUUCAUCAGCUGUAGAAGCUACAGGGCCACGUACUGUCAGUAUUUAUGCCUCUGCUGAGAGCAAAGAAGCAGAAGAAAUUUUUUCAAAGCUAAGUACAUUGUUUGAUAAAGGAGAGCAGCUUUCACUAGGCAAGGUGCAUAAAGCCUGCCAAAGGCAAAGAAAAAUUGUUUCCAAAUGUAGGACAAAAGUUUUACAAUAGUACUAUAACACUACAUCUGUAUACUACCGAAACCCAGAAAUUUUGUGGGAGUAAAGGCUUUCUGCUGCCCUACUUUCUAUAACUCUGGAUACAGUUUUGCAUUUUCAGAGUUUAACUUCCUUGCUAGAUAUAAAAUUCUUUCAGGUUCCUUUAGGUUUAUUAACAAAUAAACUAUUUUCUAGCUUAAUUUUUCAGUAUAUAUGAACAAAAAAAAACUAUACAAAUUGUUAAAAUUACAUCUUCUUUUCUUUAUAUUUCUUUCUCCCUUAAAUGUAUAAAUGACUGUAAAAGAUUAGACCAGAUAACCCUGACCAAGUCUGCUACUAUAUGCUAUAUAUACAAAUCAGUAUUGAAACUGGCAGCAGAUUUUUGCCUAUGGUCUGUUAAUGUGCACAUACUGACAUGAGGAGGUGGAUGGUUUUAACUGGGCAUGUUCUUUGGAAUGUGGAUUGGAUUAAUUGCAGUCAGUUCUUUUUAAAAACUGAAUUAUAUUUGGACAAGAGUGAACAAAAGAGGGAAGAAAGAAUAAUCCAUGAAUAAUGAACAGAGAGAGUUAAGGUUUGAAGUUGAUGUAAAACAAACAAACAAACCAACCCUGGAAUUUACUAGAGGGACUAAAAGCUUGAGUGUCAAACAGUAAUAAAAUGGAAACAUGCCAUCUGCAUGUCCAGAACUGACAGUUAUCAGCAGUCAACAAGAAGAACUGAAUACAGGAUGUUGACAGGUUCCUGAGAUGAUGGGGUGUGUGUGUGUGUGUGUAUAUAUAUAUAUAUAUUUAAAAAAUGCCUAAUACUACUUCAUCAUUCCCAGCAUGGAGGUAGUUGUGGUAAUGAACUAGAACCUGAAGUAUUCUGAAAUGGUUGUUGCUGCCCAUAGCUGGUUCAUUAGUUACAGCACCUCCAGCAGAGCUGGGAAGGGAGCAAGACCAUGACAAAUAUUACUGCACCAUGCCUGCAUUAAGUAGGAAAUGCUGUAUGGCUAAGGCUGGCCAAUGGUGAUUUGAGCCAAAGCAUUUGGUCUGCAGUGACUCAAAUAUAAUGGUAGUUAUCACACGUUUUAAUUUGAAGUGUGAAAUGAAACUUUUGCACAACAACUGUGUUGCUAAGUUUUAGAGAGUUUGUGCAACCAACAUACUCCAUAGAUUGGAGGAGGAACUGGGAACACCCAACAAAGACUGUACUCCACGUUGUAAAGGUCCUUAGGUAAAUGUAUUGUCACAAUCCAAUUUCUUAACUGUACAUAUAGUUAGGAACCUUGAUUUUGAAGAGACACAAAAUGAAAAAAAAAAAAAUCAAGGAUAAUAGUAAUCCCUGUCCAAUUCUGAGAGCUGAAGCUGUUAUCUCCAUUCUCAGAAUCAAACACUGGCAUGUUUAUUGUUAGAUUCUCCACAAAGCAAUCCAAAACAUGAAGAGGAUAUCUCAAAAUAUUUUAUAUCAUUGUAAAUACUGCACUGGUAGAAUCUCAAAUAAAUGCCUGAUUAUGGUCAACAGGCAGUUCUGUUCGAACAGUCCUCACAGCAAGGAUAAAUGUACCAGGCUGGGUUAUUGCUUGCAGGUUAGUAAACACUGGGGUUCACGUUCCCGCUGAUAAUUGUUUCAUUUAAAUUUCAGUGUGUGUGCAAGUUGCUGUUAGACUCACUAAAUCUUAGAAAUAAAGAUUAGAUAUAAAGAAAAAGUAGUACAGGUAGCAUAUUAAGCUAAGAGUGCAGAAUUGUUCCCUAGAAUAUAUUUUCUAGUGUUAGGGAUGGGGAGAGGAGUGUUUCUUAUAGGUUUCUAAGCCUGGGGCUUCUACUGCUUCUCAUGGGAGAGUAUUCUAGAGUCUACUAAAAAUCAGCAUAGAAAGCUUUUCUUGAUAAUUAAUUUAAAUAACCCUUUUUCUAAUUUUUUAUCUCAUUAGUCCCAGUUACACCCUUUUGCACCACCCAAAAUAAUUCUUCUAACUGUGAUGUAUAUCCUUUCAAUACUUUUAAAUAGCGAUCAAGUUCAUUGCCUUUGCUUAUUUGUUACAGAGGCUAUGAAUCACCUCACCAACACCCCCAAUUCAUUUCUUCAGUCUCAUCUUCUGUUCACUUUUCAUGGAAUUCCAUCUAUUACAAAAUAAAUAAAUAAAUAAAAAUCCUAUUUCCUAAAAUUUAUGUCGAGGCCUGAUUUUAAACACAUUUUGCAGUAAUGUGUGGAAGAGUUCAGAUGCAGCAUGACUGUGGCAGUGUCUUUUAUGUCAGUAUGAUUUAACGAAGCCAACCAAUAAGCACUAGAGCCAAACAAACAGUACCUACUUAACAAAGUAGCAAUUUGUUAAAAUUUAAAUGGUUGUUACUAGUAUGAAAACAGAAAUUUUCACGUGCCCAUGCUUUUCAGUGCAUUAAACGGUAAUCAUUACCAAUACGUUUCUUUAAGACAGACUGGUGUAUGUUGUUUCUCCUCAGAUCUGACUGGUAGAAUGCUCCUACUUUCUAAAAUGAUUUCUAGCCUCACGUUAACUGCUGCAGUGAAACAGAGUCGUGCCAACCUUUCUCAGCACUGCUGUGCCUAACAUUAUGUUUCAGAUUUGCAAUGCACAUAUGGUCUCUGGCUGUCACGAUGACUAUAUGGUUAGUUUUCAAGCAUGCCCCAAGCAAAUCUCUGUUCUCUGGCUCAGAAGCCUGAUUACCCAGGCAGCCACCUAGGAUGUACACAGUCAGCUUGGCUCUUUUAUUUGGUAUUUUUCCUUCUUCUACUCCACCUGACUGUACCUGAAAGCCAAAAUAACUGAGGUCCUCGUGCUCAAAGGCUGUGGGGAUUCUUGCAUCACCAUCUCACUAUAACCUGAGUGAAGUUAAACCAUCUCCCUCACUUGCUCUGUUUAAAAGAAGUAGCGCAAACAGGAGAGCAGGCACACUUUGCCUUCCAGGGUUGACUUCCCUCGGCACAUCUCUGUGCCUCAUCAUCUAGCACUGUACAGAUGAUAUUAUAUGGAAUGUUAAUUGCCAUCACCUAAUCAAACAGAUGACUUCCUUGAAGUUGGCUAAUAAAAGGCAUGAGAAAAGUUAGCAGAAAUGUCUUUCCAUUCUCUAAAAAACCUGUGUCACUACAGAUGCCCAUCAAUCCCCAGACCACGUUUCCAAAAAUGAGCCAUGGCAUGAAUAAUUCAAUAAAUUAUUAAGUCUAAUAGAUUACAUGGGGAGACAAUUAAGUCUUGCAAGUUGAGGUUGCAACACAGAGGGAGACAAAAGACUUCCUGAGCAAGGAACUAUGAAAUAUGGCUUAUCAUGUGAUGAGCAGCAGAGCAGGAAUCAGAAAUUCACCUCAAUGUUGCUGGAGCUUGGUAAAAGGGGUUGUUUCUGGUUAUAAUUGUCCAGAUAGUUAUGAAAUAGCUUACAUGUUAUUCAAGCUGCAGAAUUUGAAGAGCUGAAAAAUAAUCUCAUACAGAGUGUAACAGCUCUGGGCUCUAAUUGGCUGGGGCAAUUCAGCCUCUCAUUUCAUUGUAGCUUGACAGUAAAAGUGUUACUUCAUCUAAUUGCAAAAAUGUAGAACUUUUCACAUGUAGUUCAUCAUUUCCCAGAUUUGCUUCUGUAUCAGUGCAUUAGUUCUUGUUGAGAAGCAGUAACUGCAUUUGGUAGUGUCUCUUUUGUAGCUUGGGAUCGUUUCCUAGCAGACAGUCUGAUCUCUGUGUAAUUGUGGCCACUUCUAUUGACAAUAAAAAAUAUGCCAGAUGGGAUUCAAAUGAACACAUACUCUAUGGUUAUGACCAUAGAGGAUGACCAGCUCUAUGGUUGUGACUGUGUUUCAAACCAACAAUCUCUUCAGUCCAGGAGAGAUACUCAUUAUAUAAAAUACCUUAAUGUGUAUGUGAAACAAUCAUAAAACACAUCUUGAAAUGUCUUGUUGCAGAUGCUAAAUACAUUUAUGAAAGUGUGAAUAUAUACAAUUUAUGCAGGAUGAUGAGUUAAAUGACUAUAUGCAAUGAAAAAUAAAAAUAUGAACUUAAAAUGAUUUUUGAACACAGAAAAAAAAUCUGCUUUUUUAAAAAGAAAAUUUUUCUUUAUGAAGAUGUACAGUAAAUGUUGACACGUAGUAACAUACAUGAAAGUUAACUUUACAUAGAUUGGGAAUAAGUUGUGUGCAACCCUCCUCCCGUCUGUCCCCCCAUGGCAUAGUGGUGUAUUUCAUUAAAAAAACAAACAUGUCA